Molecule: messenger RNA, 2691 nt
Organism: Anopheles bellator
Lineage: Eukaryota; Metazoa; Arthropoda; Insecta; Diptera; Culicidae
Gene: l(2)37Cb
Product: pre-mRNA-splicing factor ATP-dependent RNA helicase DHX16
Exons: 3
Coding region: 1-2691 (896 amino acids)
Cellular component (GO): catalytic step 2 spliceosome; intracellular anatomical structure
Molecular function (GO): RNA binding; ATP binding
Source: RefSeq, a predicted model, not a curated record
AUGAGUAAGCGGAGUAAUCGUCGGGAGCCUUCCUCUUCGGAGGAAAGCAGUGUCGAUAGCGAAGAAGAAUCCCGUCGGAAGGAUCUGAAGGAACGGGAUGAGUUUGCGCAGCGAUUGAAAAAACGCGAUGAAGAUCGCACCCGGAAGGUGGUCGAAUCCUCGUCCAGCAAACGGGCGUACGAGGAGGCCGCCAAACGGUUGAAGCUUGAAGCGGAAGACAAAGAGAAACUGCUGCCCAAGCUUCGCAUCCAGUCCCGCCGGCAGUAUCUGGAGAAACGUAAGGAGGACAAAGUUGCUGAGCUCGAAGCAGACAUCCUCGACGAUGAGUACCUGUUCGGGGACACGGACAUUACCGAGCGGGAGCGGCAGGAUCGGGAGUACAAGAAAAGUCUGCUUCAGAUCGCAAAGGAACAUGAGAAGGCACGGGAACUGGAGCGGGUUCAACGCUAUCACAUGCCAAAGGACAUCAAGAAGGGUGAACAGCAGGAGUACGUCGAGGUGGACGAACGGGAACGGUUGCCAAACUCGGAACAGAAAAAGUGGGAAGCGGAACAGCUCGCUUCGGCGGUGUACAAGUUCGGCUCAAAAGACGCCAAGGAACGGGCCGCUCAGCAGGAAGAGUAUGAGUUGCUGUUGGAGGAGCAGAUCGAUUUCAUUCAAGCCCUCCGGCAGGAGGGCACCAAAGACAAGGACCGUAAGCCAGAAGUCACGGAAGCGGAAAAGAAAAAGAUGAGCAUCGCAGAAACGAAAAAGUCGCUACCGAUCUAUCCGUUCAAGGAAGAUCUCAUCGCUGCCAUCCGCGAUCACCAGAUUCUGAUCAUCGAGGGUGAAACGGGUUCGGGGAAAACGACGCAAAUCCCUCAGUACCUCUACGAGGCCGGAUUCACGAACGAUGGUAAAAAGAUUGGCUGUACCCAGCCACGUCGUGUGGCCGCCAUGUCGGUGGCAGCUCGUGUUGCCGAAGAGAUGGGUGUUAAACUUGGCAACGAAGUUGGGUACAGCAUCCGGUUCGAGGACUGCACCUCGGAGCGUACGGUGCUAAAGUACAUGACCGAUGGUACGCUGCAUCGGGAAUUUCUUUCCGAACCCGAUCUCGGAUCGUACAGUGUGAUGAUCAUUGACGAAGCGCAUGAACGUACGCUUCAUACAGACAUUCUUUUCGGGCUGGUCAAGGACAUCGCACGUUUUCGGUUGGACUUGAAACUACUGAUCUCCAGCGCGACGCUCGAUGCGGACAAGUUUUCCGAUUUCUUCGACGAAGCUCCAAUCUAUCGAAUCCCCGGACGACGAUAUCCGGUGGACAUAUUCUACACUAAAGCACCCGAAGCGGAUUACAUUGAUGCUUGCGUGGUGUCGGUGCUUCAAAUCCACGCCACACAACCACUGGGUGAUAUUCUGGUCUUUUUAACGGGUCAAGAAGAAAUUGAAGCUUGCCAGGAAAUGUUGCAAGAUCGCGUGAAACGGCUCGGGUCGAAACUGAAGGAACUGAUCAUUCUACCGAUCUACGCCAACCUACCGUCCGAUAUGCAGGCAAAGAUAUUCGAACCGACCCCACGGAACGCGCGGAAGGUGGUGCUUGCAACCAACAUUGCGGAGACAUCGCUCACGAUUGAUAACAUUAUCUACGUGAUCGAUCCGGGCUUCGCGAAGCAGAACAAUUUCAAUUCCCGCACUGGCAUGGAAACACUGAUGGUGGUACCGAUCUCGAAGGCUUCGGCCAACCAACGGGCGGGUCGAGCCGGUCGUGUUGCACCCGGCAAGUGCUUCCGCCUGUACACGGCUUGGGCAUACAAGAACGAAUUGGAGGACAAUACGGUGCCGGAGAUCCAACGGAUCAACCUUGGCAAUGCGGUUCUGAUGCUGAAAGCCCUCGGAAUCAACGAUCUGUUGCAUUUCGACUUUCUUGAUCCACCACCCCACGAAACGCUCGUACUGGCACUCGAGCAGCUAUACGCACUGGGCGCCCUAAAUCAUCAUGGCGAACUCACGAAACUGGGUCGCCGCAUGGCCGAGUUCCCUGUCGAUCCGAUGAUGGCAAAGAUGCUGCUGGCAAGCGAGAAGUACAAGUGUUCCGAAGAUGUCGUUACAAUCGCUGCAAUGCUGUCUGUCAAUGGGGCCGUAUUUUACCGGCCAAAAGAUAAAAUCAUUCACGCUGAUACGGCACGCAAAAAUUUUAACCACCUGCACGGUGACCACCUAAGCUUGAUGCAGGUGUACAAUCAGUGGGUCGAGUCAGACUAUAGCACGCAGUGGUGCUACGAAAAUUACAUUCAAUUUCGCUCCAUGAAGCGGGCCCGCGACGUACGGGAACAGCUUGUCGGGCUGAUGCAGCGUGUCGAGAUUGAGAUGGUGUCGGCAUUACCGGAAACGACCAACAUGCGGAAGGCAAUUACGGCGGGUUAUUUCUAUCACGUGGCGCGUCUCUCGAAGGGAGGAAACUAUAAGACGGUAAAACACAACCAAGGGGUCAUGAUACACCCUAACUCGGCACUGUUUGAGGAGUUGCCCCGCUGGGUGCUCUAUCAUGAGCUGGUUUUUACGACGAAAGAGUUUAUGCGCUCCGUCAUCGAGAUCGAUAGCAAGUGGUUGCUCGAAGUGGCGCCGCACUACUACAAACCGAAGGAAUUGGAAGACUCUACCAAUAAAAAGAUGCCCAAAACGGUAGGACGGGCCACCCUGACGGAUGUGUAA